AUGUCAGUGACGUCGCCUAUAUCAGCCAGUCCGGGAUUAUCGUUGUUGGAAUGGGACGAAGCUGCCGUGCAGUCGUAUUUAUCUGAUUUGGGAUUAAGUAAAUAUGAAGAUGUAAUCUAUGAACAUGGUAUAACAGGAGAUGUGCUUUCAGUGAUGGAUCAUUCGGCCUUACAAGAUCUAGGCAUGACCAGUCUGGGACACAGGUUGAACCUCCUCAGAGCGGUUUGGGAGUUGAAGAAAGAUCAGGGGAUAGAACUGGGUGAAGAUGAUUGGAAACCGCAAGAUGCAGAAGAGAAUGAUAAAGUUACUCAGAGUAAUGUAGAGAAAUUAUUGGAUAUGAUACAUGAACAACAGGAACGCCUAAUACAAUUGGAAAGAGAACAGAUGAGAAUGUUGUCCGCCUUCGAGGAGAAUGGUAUACCCGUACCUACACAGCCCCACUCGGCUGAUGGGGAAGUACGUGGAAUACCUGGUAUGGAAGGGAAAUCCAAUCUUGGUAGAUCAGGUAGUUUAAGAUGGAAGGAUUUCAAGGAAAAGGGAAGUGAUGGUGAGGAGGCUGAGGCCGGCCCAAGCCGCUCCAAUCGUCGCGCAUCGACAGUCUUCCCCUCAUCUCUCGCAUCAUCCACCGCAUCCAACCCUAACGGUCAACCAGUCCCACAUACCUCUGACACUCCCACCUUCCAAGAUAGCUUCACACCUACUACCGUCACGUCAUCGUAUCCGUUCGAAUCGCCUUUAGCUACUAAUCAAGGGAAAGGAGAAGAGAAAUCUCAUUCUAGACCUAAUCCAAUUCAACCACCUCCAUUAACCAGAUUGUUAUCUUCUGGUCCAGUAUCAUCGAAUUCGAUAACUUCACCUCCACCCAAUGUCUCGCAGUCGCAAUCACAACAGCAGCAUCAACAAUCAUUGAGUGCACCUAGGAAUACGAGUCAACCCACCUCUGGACCUAGCCCGACUGGAAAUGCCCCCUCUGGCUCUGUCACCAACCCACCGUCGGAUAAAGUGAAAUCGCAAGCCAAUGCCGAAGCUAGAAGUGCUGCCAAAUCGUUCAGAGUAACGCUCGAAGAUCCUUGCUGGAAAGUGCUUCCUGCGGCUCUGAAGAAAUACAAAAUCAAUGAUGAUUGGAAAUUAUACGCGUUGUUCAUCUGUUUCGACAAUACUGAACGGUGUUUGAGCUAUGAUGAGAAACCGCUAUUGCUGUUCCAGAAAUUGAAGGAAAGCGGACACAGACCGGUAUUCAUGCUUCGACAUAUCAAAGAUAUAAGAUCUCCUAUAGCAGUCGCUCAACAGAAGCAAGCUCAAAAACUGGGAUUACCACCUAAUACCAAUGUCAAUGUGUUACCCAAAAUAAAACCUUCUUCAGAUACCUCUAUAUCACCUACCAAAACUUCCUCCCUUCAACCUUCAGGAGGGAGUAGGAGUGGUGGUGUUGGAGAUAUGCCAAAUGUGAAUGGCAACUUUCCCGAACUUCCUAGUCCAGGAUUAAAAGAUGCUUCAUUCGAUGCGUCCGCCUCGGCCUCGACCUCGUCCAGACAUCCCGCCACGAACGGACUGAUGAAUCUCCAACCUGGUCAAAAUCCAGGUACGAUGGUAGAUAAAGAUGGGAAUACAGUCAACGUCACUUAUGCAGUCGCCAUCUACCCGUAUAUCGCUGAUAGACAAGACGAAUUCAACGUUGCUGUCGGCUCAACCUAUGUGAUUCUGUCAAAAGCGAAAGGAUGGUAUAUCGUACAGAAAGAUCCAGAUGGGUUGGGAAAAUUGAAUGAUGCUACUCAAGGAUGGGUACCAGCUGGCUGUCUCCUCGAGCUGUCUCAACCUAUCUCCCUGGCCUCCCCUACACCUUCAGGAGAAAUCCCUGCAUAUCCCGGAUUAUCGCCUCUCCCUCCCUCUGCUAUCAUCUCGUCGAGCUAUGCAGGAAAUGUCUUGAUGGAUUAUGAAGCGAAGGGAGAUGCGGAGUUAUCACUGAAGGAGGGGGAUAAAGUUAGGGUGUAUAAGAAGUAUUGUCAUUGGAUCAAAUCAGAUACAGGUGAAAGAGGUUGGGUACCAGCCUGGUUCGUAGGUAAAGCAGCUACUGAACCUAACACCUCUACCGCCAAUACACCCUCGUCAGCUACUACACCUACUCCGACCGGAGCUGUACCUGGCGGAGAAGGGAAGAUGAUGAAUAAUGGGGAUGUGGAAGAGAGAUUGAGAGAUGAUACUCCUACGUCUACACUUGGUGCGGGAGGCGGACAUCCAGGGGAAGGUAACAAGAUAUAA
This is a messenger RNA of Kwoniella botswanensis, 2259 nucleotides long. RefSeq lists its product as uncharacterized. The transcript is spliced from 11 exons. Lineage: Eukaryota; Fungi; Basidiomycota; Tremellomycetes; Tremellales; Cryptococcaceae. Gene Ontology annotation, molecular function: protein binding. Gene Ontology annotation, biological process: signal transduction. The record is from RefSeq and is a predicted model, not a curated record. The coding region runs from base 1 to 2259 and encodes 752 amino acids.